UAAAUAUCUUUGGAGAGCGCCGUGAUAAACACAUGACCGGUGGUGCUGUGACCCACUCCACUGAUUCACCACACAAGACCAACUCUGCAGAGCUUGAAGACUCGACCUACGACUCGAGCAGGACUGAAGCGACUAGCUGUACACAGGAGAGACGAGACAAUACUACAGGACGAUGGUGGCGUGGCUCUGCGUCACCCUGCUGCUGACUCUCCUGAGCACCAGUUGGGCAGGAGAAAAGCCAUGUCCAACAUCAGCUGCUGACUGCAACCAGUGCAUCCAGUCCAACCCAGAAUGUGCCUGGUGCUCCGCUCCUGGUGACUGGCAGCAGCACUGUAACACCGUGAGGAGGCACCACAGAGCCGGUUGUACGGACCUGUACCAUCCCCAAGGCAAACUCUACAUCCACAGAAAUCAACUCAGGCGCGCCAGAUUGAGGUAUGAGACGGAGGAAAUAUUGCUGGCGCCGCAGGAGAUUGCCCUCAGUCUCAGGCCCGGUGUGACCCAGUCCUUCAAUCUAGACAUCACCACAGACCAGCUGGUUCCAGAGAUGGACACCAGUGGGGCACCGGAAGGCCUCAACAUCACCUUCUCCAAGCAAAGUGAAGGCGUCCGCGUUCAUGUCCAUGUGGAGGUUGCUCAUUGCCGUGACCAGAACCAGACCGGUCCGUGGUCCAUUCAAAUCACACCACGAGGACUUUCACAGAGUUUAAAGUUAACUGUUGACGUGGCGUGUGAGUGCGAGUGCAUGAAAAAGCGCGAGGAGAACAGUCCGGCCUGCAGCGGCCGCGGCACUCUGCAGUGCAGCGUCUGCCAUUGUAAGCAGCCGUAUCAUGGAAAGCACUGCCAGGAGGAUCCAGAGUCCACCACUGAUGACGAGGCCUGCCGCCCCCGCCCCGGCUCCCUGGUGUGCAGUGGGAAUGGGAAAUGCGUGGACGGAUUCUGCGAAUGUCGGGUUAGAGAAAUCCCGACUGAGAGAUACAGCGGACGGUUCUGCGAAUGCGACAACUUCAGCUGCCCGUACCAUCAGAGAAGGAUGUGCGGAGGUCGAGGCAGGUGUGAGUGUGGGGAGUGUAUCUGUGAUGAAGGCUGGGCGGGCGAGUACUGUGGCUGCCUCAUGGACGCCACGCCCUGCAUGGCUCAGAACCAGCAGAUUUGUAAUGGGAAAGGUACUUGUGAAUGUGGGCAGUGUAAAUGUUCUCCGCCGUAUCAAGGCCCCACCUGCGAGGACUGCCCCUCCUGCACCAGCACCUGCGCGGAGAACGCCGCCUGCGUGGAGUGUCGAGCGUUUCACACCGGCGCAAAGAAGAGCACAUGCGACGAGGAUUGUGCUGGUCUCAUCUUAAGGACAGUGGACUCCAGAGAUGAUAUUCCUCAAGGUGGGACAGCUAAACUCUGUCGGAUGCGUAGCCGCGAUGACUCCUGUAUCUUCCACUACUCCAUCGAACGAAGCCCUGCAGGGCCACUGGCGACUGUGUGGCGCCAGAAGCAAUGUCCGCCUUCACUGUGAAAGUGACCUGAACUAGCUUGCAUCCAUCCAUGCUCAUCUCAGAAGAUAAUAAAUGAUCCUAAUCAAACCACA
Molecule: messenger RNA, 1579 nt
Organism: Synchiropus splendidus (mandarinfish)
Lineage: Eukaryota; Metazoa; Chordata; Actinopteri; Syngnathiformes; Callionymidae
Product: integrin beta-1-like
Exons: 7
Coding region: 173-1507 (444 amino acids)
Biological process (GO): cell adhesion mediated by integrin; cell-matrix adhesion; cell migration
Cellular component (GO): integrin complex; cell surface; focal adhesion
Molecular function (GO): integrin binding
Source: RefSeq, a predicted model, not a curated record